Oryzias latipes (Japanese medaka) is the source of this 2358-nucleotide messenger RNA. NCBI's taxonomy places the organism in Eukaryota, Metazoa, Chordata, Actinopteri, Beloniformes, Adrianichthyidae. The record is from RefSeq and is a predicted model, not a curated record.
GGCGCGAACGAGCAGCUCAGGUGGGUGAAUAAGCCCCCUCAGUGAGUUGAGAGCAGCGAGCAGCAGCGGCGCUCACUCCAGCAGAGACACGCAGAAGUAAAGGUGUUUCUGCCGAGGUUGAGCGGAGCAGGAGGGAGAAGAAGAAACUGGACCGUGUGUGUCAGCGCCAUGUCAGCCGCUGUCAGACGGCGGGAUGGCCAAAGGAGCGGGAGCUUUACUAGUUGCACACGUCGCCUCCGUGGUUUCUUUAGCGGACAGUUAAUUACCACUUGAAGUGAAGCUACAAUUUUGGGAGUCAGAGGAGGAGGAGGAGGAGGAGGAGGAGUGCUGUCAGAAGAGGAGUCGGUGGAUGUUCAGUCAUGGAGAUAAACAGGAGACUUCGAGCCAUACUCGUGUUGAUUUGGAUCUGCCCAGGUGAUGCUCAGAAGGUGGAGAUGCCAAGCAAAGAGAUGGAGGUGGUGAGGGGGCAGAUGGUGGUGCUGCAGGCGUGGUACAGUCCCAGCUCGGACAUUUCCAAAAACACCGUCAUUUGGCACUUUACAGGGAACGAGUCCAAGCAGGUGAUAAACUUCAGCUCAGGUAAAGUCGGGCACGGUCACAAUGAUUUCACCAAAAGAGUUGGCUUUAGUGUGACCAUGCCCUCGGCCAACCUCUCCAUCUACAUCAACAAAACCCAGGAAAGCGACUCGGGUCUUUACUUCUGCCAUGUCAUCGUCCCUGGAGGUCACGGCAUUUCUGGAGAGAUGAGGCUUAACGUCAAAGUCCCUCCUUCUCCCCCAGUGUGCCGCAUGACCGGAAACCCCGUGGUGAGAGGCAACGUGACUCUGAGCUGCAAGUCCAACCACGGAAAACCUGUCCCUCAAUACAAGUGGACCAAAGCUGCACCCACAUCCGAGGUCUUCUUCUCCCCAAUCCAGAAAUGGAGAGCCUGCUCCCAGCCCAUGCUUGUCCUUGGGUUCAUGGACGAGCGGCAUGGCACCCUCAGGCUGAGCAACCUCACCAAAAGCAUGUCAGGGAAGUACAUCUGCAGAGCCAGCAACACGGCCGGCUCCGACAGCUGCUCCAUUAACCUGGAGGUCAUCACCUCUUCCAAUGCAGGCGUGAUCGCAGCAGCCACCCUGGGCUCGGUGGUGGGACUGGUCGCCAUGGUGCUGCUCUUCAUCUUUUUACUGAAGAGGAGACAGGACUCGGAGGAGGAGAUGUCCAAUGAGAUCAAAGAAGACGCUCAGGCGCCAAAGAGAGUGUCGUGGGCAAAGAGCAACACCGGCUCCGACAACGUGUCCAAAAAUGGCACGCUGUCCUCCAUAGCCACCAGCCCCCACUCACGAGACCCCCAUCCGCCCAACUUCCAGUACCCUUACUCCCCCAUGUCGGCGUCAGACACGGGGUCGGUGAUCAACGCCUACCAGCUGCGGCCCGGGGAGCCCAACACCUUACAGGGGCUGCCGGGCUACAACGUUGGCGGCACGCCCACCCGGAAACACAAGAGGCCCCCCACUGCAAACGGGGGUCCUCCGCAGGUCCUGAGGAGCCCUGCGGUCAGCGUCCCUAAAAGAACUGAGGGGGCUCAGCCUCAGGUGCCGCCUCCCCUCUGCGUGUCCCCGCAGAUCAGCUCCUCCACCCUGACGCGCAUGGGGGCGGUGGCGGUCAUGGUGCCCGCUCAGAGCCAGGCGGGCUCGCUGGUGUAGCAGAAACUGCAAAGAAUUCAGAGCAGAUGGGCAUGAGCAGACCCCCCCUGGCAGCAGGACGUCAUUAUGGAGGGUUUGGGCUUCAUUCAGACAUUUGUUUUACUGAAGACAUUUACGUGUGGUUUUGUUUUUUUGUUUUCCAAUGCUGCAUUCAUGUUCACAUAAGAGAAGUCUAUUUUUAUUUACACCUUUCAUUUGAAGGCGUCCGUUUAACCAUCAUUUACUUCACAAAGUGUUUCAUCAUUUAAAUGAAGUUGUUUUUCUGACUUGCAGAGUUUUUGAACUUUCUUCACUUCACCUGGCUGUGGCGCUUCAGUUUUCCACGUUAUUUCUGAUCAAAACCAUCUUUGAUGCUGUGGUAACCGUGAGGACAUUCUCCAGUAAUCUACCUAUGUGGAGCUGGAAUGUAACUUUAAGUAGUGGAUGUGAACCUUGGAGAGGUUUUCUCUUUAGCUGCUUGAUUUAAACUGCAAACAUGGUGCCGUGUUUUUUUUAAAUUUUAUGUUUGGACUGCAGAAAAUCCUCAUCAGCCAGUGAGUUUUCCUCCAAUUGUUCUCCUGCAUUCUGAGAAGAACACAGCCGUGACAUGUGGACAUGGAAAAGAGAACACGGAACUACUUUUCCUGCAGAUUUGACUUUUGAAUAAAGUGUUCUGGAAGUGUUUAUCCAA